Wickerhamiella sorbophila is the source of this 1380-nucleotide messenger RNA. RefSeq lists its product as hypothetical. Gene Ontology annotation, biological process: endoplasmic reticulum to Golgi vesicle-mediated transport; Golgi organization. Bases 1 to 1380 code for a protein of 459 amino acids. NCBI's taxonomy places the organism in Eukaryota, Fungi, Ascomycota, Dipodascomycetes, Dipodascales, Trichomonascaceae. Gene Ontology annotation, cellular component: Golgi apparatus. Gene Ontology annotation, molecular function: small GTPase binding. The transcript has a single exon. The record is from RefSeq and is a predicted model, not a curated record.
AUGUCUCAAGCAGAACCCAACCAAAGUUCUGAGAACGAGGGGACGACGACGGCACAAAGCCCACAAUUAGAUCUAGCGCCAAAGACUACUGACCCCAAUGGACAUAAAGAUGCGACGCCUUCUACGUCGACCGUUGAUGCUGAAACUGUCUCUGGGGGAUCGCAGUCUAGUGUUUCAGCGAACGAGGGAUCCGAAACCACAAGCAAGCCGAAGACAAGACGUUUACUCAGACCACAAAAGAGUGAGGGUGGCUUAGUUCAGUUGGUGCGCGAACAGGCCGAGGAAAUUAAGCAGCUACGAGAGCAAAUAGAUUCGGUGGAAGCUGAACGUGACGAUAUCCAAGACCAAUACGACAAUCUGCUUGACAAAGUGACACAUAUCAAAAGUACGUUGGGGGAGAGGUUCAAAGCAGAUGCGGCCAAACUUCAAACACUCCAACAAGAGCUCGAUGCUGCCAAGAAAGAUCUUGAUUCAGCCCGGACAGCUGAAUCUGCCGCAGAAAAGCGAGCAGCGGAGAGUCAAACAAAACUGGAGACUCUCGAAAGUGCACAUAAAGCCAAGCGAGCUGAGCUAGAAAGCCAAAUUGGCGAGGAGAACUCCAAGUACAAGGAGGAAAAUAAAAGGCUCAAGCAGGAUUUUACUCGGAUGGAACAGACAGUUAAAACACUACAAUCUGAAAAUGAGAAACUUUCUAAAGACAAAGUUGGUUUGGAGCUAGCUAUGGAAGAUGAGCGGACUCAGAGAUCAAGCUACGAGUCGAAAAUCGCUCAACUAAGUGAGGAGUUAACAACCCAAACAGGAUAUGCGGAACACUAUCGUGAUUCGAGUGCACGUGCAGAACGUGAACUCACACAAUUGGCGUCUGAAACGAAUGAAAAGAUUGAAAAGCUCGAGCAGGAGCUUAAGAAAGCAGAGAUCGAAACCGCUGAUUUCAAAAAGCAGUUGGCCGAUCAGCAGUCGCUGUUGGAGAAAAAAAAUAGUGAACUGGAAAAGAAGGAGAAACAGCUACUGGAAAAUCAAGAUUUGCAGGGUCAAAUCAAAGAAAAGAAUCUCCAGAUCGGAAAGCUCAGACAUGAAGCCGUGAUUUUGAACGAUCAUCUUACGAACGCGCUGGCUACUGUUCGCAAAGGAUCAGAAGGAAAAACUAUUGACAAAGAGCUUAUAUCCAACUUGGUGCUACAGUUUGCUAGUAUUCCUCGUGGCGACACCAAGAAAUACGAAGUCCUUCAGUUGAUCUCCAACACUUUGGGGUGGGACGAAACAGAACAAGCCCACGCUGGCCUUGCAAGGCAAUCACAACCAGAAGCAAGCUCCGGGGGCCUGUUUGGUAAAUUUGCUGAAUUCCUUGAACGGGAGUCAAAUAAAAACAGAAACCCAUAA